GUUACCUACCCGCAAACCGCAAACCGCAAACCGCAAACCGCAAACCCAUACUAUAUAUCUAGACUACACAGUUAAUAUGCGGAGAACAAAAGAAGAAAAAUCAUUCUUUCUCUACGAAACGGGGCGAGAACUUGAUGUUUUAUGCCUGGGAAAUCUCGUCUUGGGCGAUUAUACCAAUCCGACGACGGCACGACACUACACGCAUCGACCUUUGACAGAUAUCGAGACUGAAAAUUAUGUGUCUGCGUCCGAGCUGAGCGAAUGUACUAUUCGCAAUGGCUCGAGUUGGGGUCCUGGAUUGAGCGUCACGGCUAGCGGCUUCAGCCAGGCAUCGUUGAAAUUCGAUGAUAGCAGUACAACAAUCGUGGCGGCAAAAAAAGGAAGACGAGUUGUCCUCAAAAAUCCGGGGACCUUUCUCAAUUUCCAUAUAUUAAGGACCCCUGAGGCGCAAAAUGAACUUCGGAAAUGGGUGUCGGCUGCACGCAGCGACUUAAUUCUGAAGCUGAAAUCCUUGCGCACGCCCAAAAUUUGGAUGCUGACGGGAGUGUACAUUCUUGACGACGCAGCUGUGCUUUCGAUCUCAAAACGAGACCUACACACAAGUAUUGGAAUCGGCUCGAACACGCUCUUUGAUUUAAUGACAGUCCCGGUUGGAGGAUCGAUUGGCCUCGGAAGCAGUAGUUAUCUCGAGUCGAGGAUGUCAUUUACCGGUUCUCAUGUCUGGGCUGCGCAGUAUCGACUUCUUGAUAUCAGAUAUAUCAAGAUUGAGCCUGGACAGGAUUCGGUGGAUUUGCCCAGUCAGAUAUUGCUGUACCCGAAAAUUACCAGUCAUGGUGUUCUAAGGGGGUCUCCUAGUGCGAGUCAGGCUGAUCAAGCGCACGUAUGUAUUGCAGCAGAGGAUUCUUCUGAUACCGAGAUGCAGAAGCUUGACCGGUCGGAAGACGAGGAGUACAAUUCUCUACUUGAUGAAGAGAUUCAAUUUAUGGAAGAUAUCUUAGGCGACGAAGUCUAA
Molecule: messenger RNA, 1012 nt
Organism: Talaromyces proteolyticus
Lineage: Eukaryota; Fungi; Ascomycota; Eurotiomycetes; Eurotiales; Trichocomaceae
Exons: 3
Coding region: 77-1012 (311 amino acids)
Source: RefSeq, a predicted model, not a curated record